Messenger RNA from Metopolophium dirhodum (rose-grain aphid), 1024 nucleotides. RefSeq names its product melanoma-associated antigen B4-like. Gene Ontology annotation, cellular component: nucleus. Lineage: Eukaryota; Metazoa; Arthropoda; Insecta; Hemiptera; Aphididae. The coding region runs from base 143 to 811 and encodes 222 amino acids. The record is from RefSeq and is a predicted model, not a curated record. The transcript is spliced from 7 exons.
CAACGAUAACAGAACGAACGACCACAAUUAAUACUACAAUAGUGAACAAGAAUUAAAAUAUUCGUGCUAGUGAUACCUACACAAUUUACAAUUAUUAUUUUAUAGAUUUAUUUAAAUUAAAUCAGCUAUUUUCCUUCGAAUUAUGUCGGACGAACAGGACUCGAUCGAAAUUGAAAAUCCUAGUAAAAGUGCCACUAUUCUCUGUGUUCAGUACCUUAUAUCACAGCACAUGAAAACUAAAGGUGUCAUUAAAAAAGACGAUCUGAUGAAAACUGUAUUCAAGGGUCGCAAUCUUGGAAAAAAUUAUGAAAAAGUUAUGGAAGAAGUGAAUAACACACUAAAAAAUACUUUUGGAUUUUCAAUAUCAUACAUUAAAAAUGAUCACAAACAUUUCUUAAUUGUGAAUAAUGUAGAUGAAAUUGAGACUAAAGAAUUAACUUCUUCUGAAGAAUCAAAAUAUCAAGUUUUAUUGAAACCAAUACUCGGGGCUUUAGUUAUGCUUCGUGCACCAAUCAGUGAAGGUCAAAUGUGGAAUAUACUAGAGAAAUUUGCAUUGAAAUUAAAUUUAGACAUGGACUUAACUAAACAAAUUGUUAAAGAGAAAUUUGUAAAAGAUCAAUAUCUUCAAUACAAAAUUACUGAUGAUACAACCAUAUCGCUUGAUCCAGAAAAAACCAGUUAUUGGUUUACUUUAGGACCUAGAGCAUUUGAAGAAUGUGAUCAACUAACAUUAUUAAAUCGAGUUGGUGAGUUGUACAAUAAGCCUGCCUCUUCAUUCAAGCGUGUAUAUGCGGCCUUAAUUGAGAAAUAAUUUUUAUUUUUAAGACAUUUAAUCAUUAUUACAUUGUCCCAAGAAUAUACAAUGUACUCAACCUAUUAAGAAUAUACAAAAAAUGUAUUUAAAGUUUGCUUAAUAUAAAUAUGACUACUAUAGUAGCUAUUAAUAUAGGUACUUUAAUUUGUAAUUAGUAUUUUCAAUUUGUGUACAUUUAUAACUUUUAUACUUAAAUUAUAUUUCUGACUG